GUACACUUCCGGAAGCUGGGUUUUGUUUGACAACCACGUAUCGUCUGCGAAUAUAACCCGCCACACUGCUUCACUAGGUUGAUGCUGCAUACAAAUUAUAACAUAGAGAUUUUCAGUGGAUUUCCUAAAUAAGUGUCCCAACACAAGCAGAUUUUUUGCACUUAGGAAAGGCACUAGAUAAUCUGCAAAGCUGGCUUCCAAAAUGACAGACUCAAAAUAUUUCACGACCACCAAGAAGGGUGAGAUAUUUGAGCUGAAAGCUGAACUCAACAGCGAUAAAAAAGAGAAGAAGAAGGAGGCUGUGAAGAAAGUGAUUGCCAGUAUGACGGUCGGCAAGGACGUGAGUGCGUUGUUUCCGGACGUCGUGAACUGCAUGCAGACUGACAACCUGGAGUUAAAGAAGCUGGUGUACCUGUAUCUGAUGAACUACGCCAAGAGUCAACCAGACAUGGCCAUCAUGGCCGUCAACACAUUCGUCAAGGACUGUGAAGACUCGAACCCUCUGAUCCGUGCGCUGGCUGUGCGUACCAUGGGCUGUAUCCGCGUGGACAAGAUCACGGAGUAUCUGUGUGAGCCGCUGCGCAAGUGUCUGAAGGACGAGGACCCGUACGUGCGCAAGACGGCCGCAGUCUGCGUGGCCAAGUUACACGACAUCAACGCGCAGCUCGUGGAGGACCAGGGAUUUCUAGAUCUACUCCGAGAUCUCCUGUCUGACUCAAACCCUAUGGUGGUGGCCAACGCAGUCGCAGCAAUCACUGAAAUUCUCGAUGCAUCUCCAACUGCCCAGCAAGUCCUGGAGCUUAAUUCAGGGACCAUAAACAAACUGCUGACUGCUCUCAAUGAAUGUACAGAGUGGGGCCAGGUGUUUAUUCUCGAUUCAAUUUCCAAUUACGUGCCCAAGGAUGACAAAGAAGCACAAAGUGUGUGUGAGCGUGUGUCCCCGCGGCUGGCCCACGCGAACGCGGCAGUGGUGCUGUCGGCCGUCAAGGUGAUCAUGAAGUACAUCGAGAUGCUCGACCCAAACGGAGACUACGUGGCCAUCCUCAUCAAGAAGUUGUCUCCCCCUCUCGUCACUCUCCUCUCCGCGGAGCCCGAGAUUCAGUACGUCGCACUCAGAAACAUCAACCUCAUUGUGCAGAAGAAACAAGACAUUCUGAAGAACGAGAUGAAAGUCUUCUUUGUGAAGUACAAUGACCCGAUCUAUGUGAAACUGGAAAAACUGGACAUCAUGAUUCGACUGACAAACCAAGGAAACAUUGCACAAGUCUUGGCAGAAUUGAAGGAGUAUGCCACGGAGGUAGAUGUUGACUUUGUGCGUAAGUCUGUCCGUGCGAUUGGUCGAUGUGCCAUUAAAGUGGAGCAGGCUGCAGAGAGGUGUGUGAGCACGCUCCUUGACCUGAUCCAAACAAAGGUCAACUACGUCGUACAAGAGGCCAUCGUCGUCAUCAAGGACAUUUUCCGGAAGUACCCGAACAAAUAUGAAAGUAUCAUUGCGACCUUGUGUGAGAAUUUGGAUACACUGGAUGAACCAGAGGCAAGAGCGUCUAUGAUUUGGAUUAUUGGUGAAUAUGCAGAGCGAAUAGACAACGCCGAUGAACUUCUUGAGAGUUUCCUCGAAGGCUUUCAAGAUGAAAAUUCACAGGUUCAGCUGCAGCUUCUUACUGCGAUCGUCAAGUUGUUUUUGAAGCGACCGACUGACACCCAGGAGCUGGUUCAGCAAGUACUCAGCCUGGCCACACAGGACAGUGACAACCCUGACUUGCGCGACCGCGGCUACAUCUACUGGCGCCUGUUGUCGACGGCGCCAGCGGCCGCCAAGGAGGUGGUACUGGCGGAGAAACCUCUGAUCUCGGAGGAGACGGACCUCAUUGAACCGACUCUCCUCGACGAGCUCAUCUGUCACAUCUCCAGCCUCGCCUCCGUCUACCACAGACCACCCAACAACUUCGUCGAGGGACGCGGGGGUUAUAGGAAGUCCCUGCCGCCAAGGUCACAGUCUGGUAAUAUUUUGGAGGAGGUUCCAAGUGAAGUUCAGGCCCAACAGGCCGUUCCCCAGGCAACCGUGAUUCCCGGGGCCGACUCGCUGAUUGGAGAUCUGCUGGACAUUGACCUGGGCGGCCCGACGCCGUUCCAACAACAGCAGCAGCAAGUGUUCACGACGCCGUCUGCGCAGCCCAUGCAGCAGUCCGGUGGCAUGGACUUCCUCGGGGAGGGGCUCGACAGUCUGCUGGGCGGAGGUGGAGUAUCGGCUGGAGAUAGUCUCGGAGGUCUGGGUGAUAUAUUUGGUGGAAUAGCGUCACAGUCAUAUGUCCCACCACAGGAGGUUUGGCUUCCAGCUGCUAAAGGUAAAGGUUUAGAGAUUACAGGGACGUUUGCGAGAAGAAACGGGCGAAUCUAUAUGGAAUUGACCUUCAUGAACAAGGCCAUGCAGGCGAUGGCAGGCUUUGCCAUCCAGUUUAAUAAAAACAGUUUUGGUAUGCAGCAAGCACAGCCCAUUGACAUCCCAUCUCCCCUCACUCCCAACGGCACAGCGAGCACGUCAUUAUUGCUGAACACACAGGGGGCCGUGCAGAAAAUGGAUCCUCUACUUUCUUUACAGAUUGCCAUCAAGAACAACAUCAGCGUGUUCUACUUCAGCGUGACGAUUCCGAUGCACGUGCUGUUUGUCGAGGAUGGCGAGAUGGACAAGAAAGAGUUCCUGGCCACGUGGAAGGAAAUCCCGUCCACCAACGAAGUCCAGUACACCAUCAACAACGUUCAGCACAAUGCAGAUACAGUUUCACAGAAACUAAAGAACAGCAAUAUUUUCACAAUUGCCAAGCGUAAUGUGGAGGGCCAGGACAUGCUGUACCAGUCUCUCAAACUGUCCAAUGGUAUCAAGGUUCUGGCAGAACUCAAGAUACAGCCAGGAAACCCAAGCUUCACGUUAUCAUUGAAGUGUAGAGCUUUAGAUGUAUACAGUGGUGUUCAACAAGCCUAUGAAGUUAUUCUCCACAACUAGUCUUAGAUGAGAUACCAAAUGGUUAACUUUGGUCAGAGAAAUACUACUAGUAAACUGAAGGAAA
Gigantopelta aegis is the source of this 3065-nucleotide messenger RNA. RefSeq names its product AP-1 complex subunit beta-1-like. Gene Ontology annotation, biological process: intracellular protein transport; vesicle-mediated transport. Lineage: Eukaryota; Metazoa; Mollusca; Gastropoda; Neomphalida; Peltospiridae. The record is from RefSeq and is a predicted model, not a curated record. The coding region runs from base 203 to 3001 and encodes 932 amino acids. Gene Ontology annotation, molecular function: clathrin binding. The transcript is spliced from 22 exons. Gene Ontology annotation, cellular component: membrane coat; clathrin adaptor complex.